AUAGAGCACAUAAGAAUCAAUUUACCUAUGCAGCCUAUUCAUUUCUACAAAAUUAGCAGCAAGCUUGUGAGCGCUGUUGUACGAGUUCAAAAAGAAGCACUUGAACGCACCACGAGAGGUGCGUCUCAGGGCGCCGCUGAGGUGAGAAAAACAGCAUGAGUUGAUGAAGUCUGGCCGCACAGCCCUGAAAAUGUGGACGGAGAUGAAAAACAAAAGCAGCGCUCUAAUCAAUAACGGAAAUAGUUCAAAGAUGGUCGACCGAGAUCUCGGGGAGCAGUUGUCACAUGCUGUGCAGCAGAGCAAUGUUUCUACUGCAGCUGCCACUCAUCCCAACUCAAAGGACUCUCCUACUUUCACUAAUGGAUUGAUCCCGGGUUCCAUUGCAGCCGCAUUGUUCAUUGCUUUUUUGCUUGGACUGUAUGCUAUUCUGUGGAAGUGUAUGGUGUCACCGCCACAACGAAAACACAACAAGUUGAGGGUAAGAGUACAUCAGAGAACUUCUAUGUGAAGACAUGGAAGAUAUCUGGCAGCUGCUCUGUUGGUUAUCUUGGAUUUUAAAUGUCAUGGACUAAAGACUCAGAGCAGAUUUCCUCUCUGAAGAAGUUCCUUCAAAUAGAUUCAACACUAACAAAAGAAAAACUAAAUGCUAAACUAAAUGGAUGAGCCACAUGUGCCUCCUCAGCUUUACGGUCUGCUGGUGGCUUCUGUUUACUUAAAGAGUCAUGGUGACGUUAAACACUGUUUUGGCAGGUCAGUCUGCUUUUUCUGUUUUCUGUGAAUUCUGCACUACUGAGGGAGGCUACAACUCGCUCCAGUGACUAAUGAGCUGCAUGUAAAUGACUCUAAGACAGAAAGAAUAUAGUAUUUUUUUAGUAUAUGUAGCUAUUUUAGCUUUUUUCUCAACUGUACCAAAUGGAUCUUUAUAUUUUAAGCAUGUAUUCUUAUUUCGUUUUAGCAUUUCUUUAUAAUAUUUUGGAUUUCAUUAUCAGAUCAGAGUAGCAUCCACCAUUUUAUCCUGUUCUGUCACCUAGUGGUGCCUCAGACAAGCCUAUGUGCACAAUUGCUCCUCAGGAUUUUGUAACUACUGAAUGAGUCUAUAAUAAAAGUAUUUUUUACAUUUAGUGG
Messenger RNA from Pelmatolapia mariae (spotted tilapia), 1125 nucleotides. RefSeq lists its product as uncharacterized. Lineage: Eukaryota; Metazoa; Chordata; Actinopteri; Cichliformes; Cichlidae. The coding region runs from base 164 to 508 and encodes 114 amino acids. The record is from RefSeq and is a predicted model, not a curated record. The transcript has 5 exons.